Molecule: messenger RNA, 1504 nt
Organism: Mytilus californianus (California mussel)
Lineage: Eukaryota; Metazoa; Mollusca; Bivalvia; Mytilida; Mytilidae
Exons: 2
Coding region: 67-1500 (477 amino acids)
Molecular function (GO): hydrolase activity, acting on ester bonds
Source: RefSeq, a predicted model, not a curated record
UAAAUUUUAACCUCUGCUCUAGAAAUGUUUUCUAGAUCAUAGAAAACUGUGACUUUUAUUUGUUUAAUGAUACGUCACAUGUGUCAUUCUGGACUGUCCCGUGGCAUAAUAAUAUAUACACUUAUAACCACGUGUCUUCAUGUUUACCUGAUACAUUCUUUUUUUGACAGAUUUUUAAAUAGUUCAUAUAGUUUAUUUACUAUAGUAUGUAAAGCAAUGGACGUUAGUGUAUGUGAUUAUUCAGUGGAGUACGAUAUUCUAUAUGAUAAGGAAAGACGGGACUGUCAUUUCAAUGAUGAAAGAAAAUCUGUAGUUGACCUAUAUACCCCAGAAAUCAGCGGAGAACAUCAAGAGGUUCCUGUGGUGCUGUUUGUUCAUGGAGGUGGAUGGAGACGUGGUGACAAAGCUGCAUGGAAGUAUUAUCUGAGUCGUGAUAUAAACUUACUGGCUGCCAUUAUUUAUGGCAUCUUUGGACUAUAUGGAAAUGUUGGAAAGGCUUUAGCACGUCGAGGAAUUGCCUGUGCUGUUAUGUCUUAUCCAUUGACUAAAUUGUCAACAGCUUGGUUACUGUUUGAACUAACUACUUCAUACAUUUCUUCUUUAGCAGUAUUAGUCGCUUUAUUCGGAAUCUUGGCUGCUAUUGUAUGGCCCAUUGGAAGUAUUUUAUCAUGGAAAUUCGUCGCUGGACCGAUACAACCAAGUACUAUAGUUUUAGCGGUUACAUUUGUAACGAAUAUGUUUAUAUUGACAAUUAUUAGCGUCCAAUAUAGAUAUCAUAAACUAUCCCGGUUCCAAGUUGUUCUUAUUUGGACAGUGUUAAUAGUUUUUACGUUAUCAGGGCAAAAAGAGUAUUUUCUCAAUUUUGCGACUGUAGUUACAUUCUUAAUUGGUCAAGUUAUUUUAUUAAACACGAAUCUUCAAGUUCAGCACCUUAAUCUUGAUCAACAAGUUGAAGCUGUGGUUAAAUGUAUAAAGAAAAUUCAGAACAUUGGUAAUCAGACGAGAAAAUUUAACCCUACAGACAUGUUCCUGAUGGGUCAUUCUGCCGGAGGUCAUCUAUGCUCUAUUGCGGCUCUCCAUGACUAUAACUUUAUAAAGCAGGGCAUUUCAAAAGCUGACAUCAAGGGAGUUAUCACUAUUUCAGCAGUUCUACAGAUCAGUCUCAUGAAUACAACGUUUACAAGACCACUCUACCUCCAUCCAACUUUUGGAAAUAAACCAGAUGGAUGGUUGAAACGAUGUCCAUCUCAAAGUUUGAUAGAGAAUACCGAAUACAUACCGCCAUUCUUGAUUGUGACAGCAGAGAGAGACAUCAAUCUCAUUAAAGAUGGAGCAGUUGAUUUCAACAGGCAAAGUAACCAGUUAAAUGAAGGGAUGUCUGAUCACGUGAUCUUUCCAGGAACAAAUCAUACUUCUAUCAUAUGUAAUUUUGAUAAAACAGUGAAGAAUUUAAACUUGGCUGAUCUUUGUAGCAAUUUCAUUAAAAACUCGGUCAUCUGACAAA